UAAAGAUGCAACAAUGAGAGGAAUAAAUACCUCGAGAGAUGGAGAUACCAAGAGGGUGACUGAGAAAUAGAGAUGAGAGAGACCGAGAGAAAGACCUAAGCACCUAAGUAGUGAGACACAAAAACCAUGAGAGACAGAGAUGAGGAAUGAAUUCUCGAUGUCUCUAGAACCUUUGGGAAUCUGUCGGAGCCACAGCAGUAGCCGGGCCAGCUGGCUUCUUCCUCCUCUCUCCCUGUUAGGCACUGCUAGGCAGCAGUUUGGAAGCUGGUCUUUGAAGAAGGUCCAGCAUGAGCACUUAACCUCAUUGUUUCCAGAGCAUUUCUUGGGCUACAAACUAAGUCCUGCAAACCUUCUGAUUUUAGUGGGCUGGAUGGAACUUACGGGUGGUUUCCUAUUGGCCCUGGGCAACCCCUUGCUACAGGGACUCAGCAACAUUGUGCUCAUCUUCCUUAUGAUGGGUAUAUUCUACUCUUUGCUGAUAUCAAAGGAGUCUCUGAUUGCAUAUGCACCUGUAACUCUUUGCUUGGGACUGCUGCUUCUGCUCAAUACUCGUUUCUGUUAUCGUUAAGCCAAGGCCAAGAUUGAAUGAAGGGCUGUAGAGAAAGUUAGGAGAGAGGGUAGAAAGAGGUACAGGAUCUUCAUUGGGAGCUGGACAAUUACAGAAGGGUGAAAAUGGAAGUAUCUCUGGCCUAGCAAAUUUUUUUCCCUUGUAGAUUUGAUGACAAGGACGUCUUUGGAACACACAACUACAUGAAUCCAACCUCUGGCCCUGAACUAGUUGAUUCUGGGUUUGCUUUAUUUUUUCCCUGCCCUAGGGAACAAUCCCCAAUGCAUUUCCCUCUCUAUCUAUGGGAAAGGCUUCCCUGCUUUCUCCAGCUCUUGCUUCCUGGUUUGCCCUCUACUCAUUUCACCCAUCCACCUCUGUUUUUAAGGUUAAGUCUUUGCAUAUGUGUAUAUGAUUUCCCUCAUUCUAAAACAACUCAGUAUAAAGAAAACCACUCAGAAUUCACAAAGCAAGACAUUGACUCAACUUUAAAGAAUGGAAAACCUCUCCCUUAAGUCAUUCUUAGGUUUCCUUCCAUAUAUCAAGAAGGUGCAUUUUAUGGCCAAGUGUCAUACUACAGCAAAAUCCUACUAAAAAAGAGUAAGUUUCCAAUCAGAAAGAAGAAAAUCAGGGAGUUGUGGGGAUGGAGAAUGAAAACCAUCAUUGAGUUCAGAAGAGGAAACAGGCAUCCAAAGAGGGAAGAAGGACGGUGGGAAGAAAGACAAGCAGGGAGAUUCUGAAGUUGGAAAGGUGAAUAAUAAAGUGGGAAAUACAGCCCAGCCUUAGCACACA
This is a messenger RNA of Monodelphis domestica (gray short-tailed opossum), 1336 nucleotides long. It is a transcript of the gene TMEM35B, whose product is annotated as transmembrane protein 35B. The record is from RefSeq and is a predicted model, not a curated record. Lineage: Eukaryota; Metazoa; Chordata; Mammalia; Didelphimorphia; Didelphidae.